Molecule: messenger RNA, 948 nt
Organism: Halichondria panicea
Lineage: Eukaryota; Metazoa; Porifera; Demospongiae; Suberitida; Halichondriidae
Product: FAD-dependent oxidoreductase domain-containing protein 1-like
Exons: 5
Coding region: 243-911 (222 amino acids)
Biological process (GO): mitochondrial respiratory chain complex I assembly
Cellular component (GO): cytoplasm
Molecular function (GO): oxidoreductase activity
Source: RefSeq, a predicted model, not a curated record
AGUGAUUUGCGCCUAUUACAAUGUCUACAAUUACAGACUACAAACAAACACAGCACGGAUACAUUAUCACAGUGACCAUGACAACGAUCGGUCACGCACACUCACACCACUCGCUGGAUUCAGGGCCUCUUAUAAAGUCAUAGAUAUCGACGAGUGUGUGUAUACACACUGCUCUCACAGCUGUCGCAAUCUUCCCGGCUCCUACGAGUGUCGAUGCCCUCAGGGCUUCUUCUUGUCUGCAGAUGGACACAACUGUUUUGGUCACUACUGAAAAUGGCAACAAAGAACACAUAGGAUGUGAUCAUUUCGUCAAUGCUGGUGGACCCUGGGCUUCUCAACUGGCUUUGAUGGCUGGAAUUGGAGACCCCACUCACUCUAACAGAGUCAUGCGUGCCCCUCUCCCAGUGAAACCACGGCGACGGUGUGUGUUUGUCAUAAAAUUCCCGGAUCUCAUCACUGAAGAAUUCCCUAUGCUUAUUAAUAUUGAUGGCACGUAUUUACGAAAGGAAGGAGUACAAAACACUUUCAUAUGUGGAGUGAGGACCCCUGAGCACCUGGAUCACGAUGACUUUGAGUUAGAAGUGGACUAUUCACUGUUUGACGAGUAUGCGUGGCCUAGUAUUGCACACAGGGUACCGGCAUUUGAAUCUUUGAAGUUGCAAAGUGCUUGGGCUGGUUACUAUGAUUACAACACUCUGGAUCAAAACGCAAUUAUCGGGAGGCACCCUGUCAUUAAUAACUUGGUAUUUGCCAAUGGCUUUAGUGGCCAUGGCAUACAACAGUCACCAGCUGUAGGUAGAGCAGUUAGCGAAAUUGUUUUAGAUGGUUGUUCGCACUCUAUUGAUCUCAGUAGAUUUUCCUUUGAAAGAGUUGUGAAUGGUCAGCCAUACAAAGAAAAAAACAUUGUGUAAGAGAUAUUUUUUUUACAUAUUCUUACGCCAAACUUCA